CCCCCUCCCCUUCCACCCCCAUAACGUCUCUCCUACACGUCUCGCUGCUCCACUCCUCUUGUUGCCUGUGUUGGCAAAGUGGCAGAAAGAGGCGGCUGAGUCCGAGCUAGCUGCAUUAGCCACAUGCAUAAUUCAUGUGCCCUGCAGUUUGUGUGUGGGUCCGGGUCUUCUGGCUUUUCACUGGGACACAUGGGCCUCACGAAAGGUUUGUUUGAGACACACGAGGUCUGAUGGAUGAGCUGCACAGAUGGGGCUAUGAAUUCUGUAAUUUUGGAUCCUUCUCCUCGAUCCAAAGGUUCACAAAGUUCUUCACAGUUCAACGUUAGAGAGAAAAUGAUCUGUGUUCCUUGGACUAAAUUGAGAAUGUUUAAUCAGCAACUCUGUUAAUACCACGGCCAGGUUCUUUGACAACAAAGCAUUCCACCAGUGUGUUUUUCAUCUCAAAACCAGGGUUUGGCAAAUGUGUCGGCCGUUUCUUUUUCGUCCUAAUUUUCAUUUAAAAAAAAGACUUUUCUCCCCUCUUUUAUUCUUGGCUAUGAUUUAUGUUUCUCUGAGCUGAGCUGGCCCAGCAAGAACAGUUUAGUUAAGUGGAUGGUAUGAAAUUUUAAUUUAGACAACCAAAUAGAGAUGGAAUUUUCUCCAGAUUGCCAUGUGCUUUUGAAGCAGUAGAACAGUAGAGAGAGAGAGAGCGAGAGAGAGCGAGUGAGAGCGCCUUUGGGACAAGAGGAGGGGCCUCUUGGAAAACCACAUAGCUGCUUUGGACUCACAUCUGCUUUGCUUGACAUGCUUUCGUGUUCACUCGGAAACUAUCAACAACUGCAGUUCAGUCGUGUUGCUUCUCAACGGCCUGAUCAGACUCGACGACCGUCUUCCUCACGCUCUGUUCUUGUUCGAAACUGGUCGUAUGGAUCAUCUACGUCUCCCUAAAGAUGAGUUUUGACAGAACGUCGCUCUGCUCCACACAGGUGGCCGCACCAGAUUGCCAUUGGCCCUGAUGACCAGGAGGGCCCCCCGUCCACCGCUUUUCAGCCAGUCCUGGAGAAGUUACAGAGCUGAUGUCUCAGAGGGCGAGAGGGUAUUUGUGUUCUGGAGUCCAGAAGAGACAAGACACAUCUCAAUAAAUGGAGGAGAACGAGCGAUGUAGGAGCAGGUCUCCGGCUCGGAGGACAAGCCGGGUGCAGCAGGUGGUGGGAACCAUAAUACGUCGCACCCGCGAGUCGCUCAGCAGGGAGCGACUGCUGGGUGAUGGGAGGUCACAGCGCUCCAACAGUCUGUCUAAUCAGAACUUCCAGGCCAAGCUGACGCUGCAGAUCACCAGGGACCCGGUCCUGGACAGCAGCACUGGUCAUGGCUUUACCCUCACCACAAAUGCACCCCUGCUGGUCAGGGACAUUGCCACAGGGAGUCCUGCAGAUGGAAUAUUGUACCUUGGAGACCAGGUGCUACAGAUAAAUGAAACAGUGCUGGAGGACCUAAACCCUGAGCAGGUGGAGAACACCCUGAGAAACUUGGAUGAUUGCAUCAAUGUGACUAUCCUACGGCACAUGACAAAUCCCAAGUCAUCCAUCAUGUCGGCCGAGAAGAGAGCUCGCCUGAGGAGUAAUCCAGUCAAAGUGCGCUUUGCAGAGGAGGUGGUGGUCAAUGGGCACACUCAGGGAAACUCUCUUCUCUUCCUGCCUAACGUCCUGAAAGUCUACAUGGAAAAUGGACAGACGAAGGCCUUCAAAUUCGAUCAUACGACCACCGUCAAGGACAUUCUUCUCACUCUGAAGGACAAACUGUCCAUCCGGGUCAUCGAAUACUUUGCCCUGGUGCUGGAGCAGCAGUACAGCAUCACCAAACUCCUCCUGCUGCAUGAAGACGAGCUCAUACAGAAGGUGGUGCAGAAAAAGGACUCCCAUGAUUACCGCUGUUUGUUCAGGGUGUGUUUCAUCCCCAGAGACCCCAUGGAUAUGCUGCAGGACGACCCCUCUGCCUUUGAGUACUUCUUCCUACAGAGCGUCGGUGAUGUUCUGCAGGAGCGUUUCGCAGUCGAGAUGAAGUGUAAUACUGCACUGCGCCUGGCAGCACUACACAUGCACGAGAGACUGGACAGCUGUGGACAGACCAGGACUUCAGUCAAGACUAUUACGAAGGAGUUUGGUCUGGACAGCUUCAUCUCCCCAACACUGCUGAGCAACAUGAGGGAAAAAGACUUGAGGAAAGCCAUCAGUUACCACCUGAAAAAGAUCCAGUCCCUGCUGGAGCCUCGUCAGAAGGUCAUUUCUGCUAACCAGGCUCGGUUGGCCUACCUCACACAGCUGGGUGAACUCAUUUCAUAUGGAGGAAGAUCCUACACAGCUACAAUGAUGCUUCAGGACAGAGAAGUGUUGGUCAGCCUGCUGGUUGGAGCCAAGUACGGAAUGAGUCAGAUCAUCAACCACAAGCUGAACGUGAUCUCGACGUUGGUGGAGUUCAGCAGCAUCAGCCGAGUGGAGUUGCUCUCGGAGUCUGACAAAGUCAGCCUACUGCGCAUCUCCCUGCACGACAUGAAGCCAUUUGCCUUACUGAUGGACACUGUGGCAGCCAAAGACUUAGGUUGUCUACUGGGAGGCUACUGCAAACUCCUGGUGGAUCCAAGUGUCAAUGUCUUCCGUCUGGGGCGCCCAAAAGUGAGGGUGCACCGGGUUUCUGCUGAAGAAGGUUAUGUGUCUCGUUGCUGUAGUGACUCGGAUGAUUCAUCAGAUGAAGACGACCCGAUGGAUUCUCAGCGUCCAGACCCUGCAAGUCAGGAUUGGGAAGAAAGGAGGCGAGAGGAGGAAGGGAAGAGGAGAGAAGAGGAAAGACAGGAGCGAGAGGAGCACAAGGGCAAACAGGAAGUGAAGAUAAUAGUGACAACAGAGAGUCAGGAAAACGUUGAGGAAGAGGAGGCUGGCGCAUCGGGAAGUGUUUUAGGCAAAUUCAGUUUAAUGGAUGAGGAUAUGAACAUGGAGAGCACCUGGUACCACACUGACCCACGGGUCACCAGCAGCUUCUCCAGCCUAUCUAGUGGCUCCAUAAGUGCUGCACUGGAAGAGUGCAGUGUUGCAUCUAAAGCCUCAUCACGUGUCGACGUUGUCCAGGGGCAACACAAUGUAGAAAACCUAACAAGCUUGGAUGUCCAUCAACCCUACCUCCUAGAGCCAAAACACCACCAGGGCCCUCUACGGCCCACCAACCUCAAUUACCGUGCCAACGACAACACCCGCCUUUGUUUUGCGGAUCUGUCCAAGGCCAACUUCCUGCCCAGUCCCCCUGAGGCCACCAGUGAUGAUGACAAUGAAGAGAUGGAGGAGGAGGGAGUACAUACACUUAGACGCAUUUCCAAGAUUCCCAGCUCCAGGGAUUUGAGAUUGAUUGACACCAUGCCUUUCCAAAGAUCACCCAUCAAAAGAAAGAAGAAGAAGAUACCUCCCAAAGUCCCUGUCAGGACCAGUUCAAUUCCGGGGAACAAAGCAGGAAGAGCUGAGCAGCGUCGCUCCAAGGAUGAAGAAAGUCUGUAUCUCACACCUUCACCGAACCCUAAACCUGGUCUUUUGACCAAAGAGAUGGUCUCAGAUUCAGAGGAGGAGUUUUUUGAUGCACAGGAGAGGUUUACUCCGCCUGUCCCUGACCUGUCAGAUGCCGAGCUGGCCGAUCGCCGAAAUGCUAAUAGGCUAAUUGGAGCCUGGAACGGUGUCACGGCUGCUCCAGGCAGAGAGCCAUCAUCCCCUCUUGCCAGUAAAACCCAGUCCUCAAAAAUAAAUAAAGAUGUAGAGACACUAAAAGGCCCCACUAAUCAGCAUACAAGUCAACAGCCAAGUUCACCAAAGUCAUCGCAGAAACCUGAAGGUAAAGUCAAACCACCACUGGCACCUAAGCCUCAGUUGCCUCCAAAACCUCAGGUGGUUCCUCCUAAAUCCCCCCAGCAUGGGAAAUCAUAUGCCCACUGUAACGGCGAUGCAUCCGGACGUUUGUCUUCUGAUCUCCUGGAAAUGGAACCAGACACCAUGGAAUUCAAAUCUCUGACAUCUGGUGCUGGAGGUCUGCCUCUGUCAUCACCCCUGAUCACCGCUGUGAGAUGCAGCAAACAGCCUUCACAAACGGAGGAAAAAACAAAAGCAGCUAAAGCAGAUGUGUCUAAUAAAAAGGAAGCUCCUCGAGCAGAGAGACAGGUCAACGGCAACGGGCCAUUUGCAAAGAAACCACCAGAUCUACUUCCUGUUACUCAGUCUAAUCCAGGUACGAAGCCAGCCGGACCCCCUCCAGUGCCACCAAAACCUACUUCUACCAAUUUCCAUCCUUUGUCUCUACCAGGCAGCUCCCCUGUUUCUCCCACAGAGCCAAACAAAGGUAUUAACCCCUGGAGCAGCCGUAAUGGCAACAUCCCGUCAGGACCACGGAGAGUUUCUCUGAGCCACGAGAGUCUGUCACCGAAAAAUACAGAGGCACCCCUCUCUCUCACCACCUCCCUCACCUCCACUAACUCUAAAUGUGAGAGCAGGGAACCAGGGAGGUCUGAGUCUGGAUCAGAUCUCAGGACCAGCUCCUCCAGUCUGGGAGGCAGACUCCCGGCCUCUGCCCUGAGAGGGAAAAUCCAGUGUCUGCCGUGGUACAUGACUCGUUCCCAGGAGAUACUGGGAACACUGGACUAUCCUUCCACGAGUUCCAUCAAUGGAGACACAUCUGGCUUUGGAUCCGGUCUGUCUGUAGCAAGUGGUUUAUCAGAUUUAAACAAGACUCCUGUCAAGGAAAAGGAGAGUAUAGCCUCUAAGUCCAUUUUAGAGGAUGGUGCUGAGGUAGUCAUAGCAACCAUCAAAGAGGCCCAGGAAGUGACCUCACACAUGAGGAAGGCCAAUGGCACCAACGGCUCCCAUCCUAAUCUGAACUUUAAAGGGGAUAAUUGUGUCUCCUCCGAGCAGCCUCAGUCACGGCCUCACUCUGCGGUGGGUUUAGGGGGUGUGUCCAGCAUGCAAAUUGGUGGUGACUCACCCACCUCAUCACUCGCAGACAGCACGCCACCACAGCAGCACCGCGACGCCUGUGGCUGUCACACCGUCUACGCCAACUGUUUCAGCGGGGACACUGAGGAUGGGGUCAAUUUUGAUGAGGAGCUGACCGUUUAUGAGUUCUCACAACGCGCACGGCCAAGACCCACGCAACAGCCACCGCUCCCUUCUCCUACAACACCGCCUCCGAACCCUAAUAUCUUGUCUCUGCUAAGAGACAACCCCCGCCCGCUCACUACUUUCUCCACCGCCUCCUCUGAACUCAGUCCUUUAGUUUCAUGUCCAGUUUCCCCCAAAUCCUCCUACGGUGGUCGGCUUCGUUCUCUCACAAACAAAAAUUAUGGGGGGCUGAAGGGAGGUUUUGCCUCCCUCCGUCAAGAUAUAGACCAACUCCUACUAGUCCUAGAGAAUCAAACACUUGAACCCCCACAGCACACCUCCUGUCAGGACUUAAAGCAGGAUAACACAGGCAUGAAAUUAGGACCCGAUCUGAAUCACAACGCAACUGAAGAUUGCACCAACCCCGUCAACUGUAACGGGACCAGCUCCAUCACCAUGACGGAGGCUGAAAGGGCUCUCCUGCAGGCGGAGGCUCGGCGACUGGCGUCUGGGUGUCAGCGGGCCACACGAGUGGGCUGGGCCCCCGAUGAGGCCUUGCGUUCUUUAUCCAACAGCUUCAGUGCUCUGGUGCAGCUGUCUGCGGCCUGCCUGCGGACGGACCCUUGCUCUGGCUGUAACGUUUGCCGUAACCCCAGUGUGGGCCACAGCGAGGAGGACGAUGACGGUGAGAAACCCACGGAGAAACUGAAGGAGAUAGUGGGUCUGUACCGGGACUUCGUUGGGGCCGUGGAGACGGCAGGAACUGGUAAGAACAAGAGUGCCAGUUCGGGACAGGGCGACGGAGAGUGUGAUGGGGUUCGACUCCUCGCCAAACGCUGCACUGUGCUCAUCUCCUCCGUGUUCGCACUCACACAGCUCUUUCGAACACGCACACUAGACCCAGAGCCGUCUGCUGGACCCUUACCUCUCAAGUUUUGACCAGUGAACUUUAAUCCACUUAAUACACAUGAUGACUCUGGAGGCGAGAGCCCAGCUGAUGGGUGCGUGACCCCUGUGUUUUUAAACGGUCAACGCCAUGGACCCCACAGCAAACGGACCCACUUGGAAACAACACAAGCAAAAAAAGUUGGGCCACGUCACGGCUCCGCCUCUUUUCCGACGCAUAUGAACUAUGCAUUUGUACAUAUAAAUUUUAUAAUAUAUUAUAAUUAUCUUAUUUUAUGAUACAAUAUGUGUAUGUAAGUAAGGAUUGAUUACCUGUGUAUGUAUUUAUGUAUUUAUUUUUACAAUAUUUGCACCAUGUUCUUUGACGUGCAAGUCUCUGGUGAAGAAGAAAAGAAACUACAGAUAUCACUGGAAUUUUUAUUUUCCCUUCUCUUUUUAGACAGUGUUAUGUUCCUUGACCUUUUGCUGCUUGAACGGUUUAUCCACUUCAGAAGGUGUAAUCUGUAAAUGUUUCAGAAUUUUUCAAAACGAAUAUCAUCAAUCGAUGGUUGUUACUGCGAAGAUGCAGUAAAACUUACUUCGACUCACCUGCCGGAUACAGUCAUUGACUGAUUUGUUUUUAUAUGUGCCGGGACUACACCGGAUUACAUCAGGGUGUAGUUUUCAACGGUGCAGUUACACACUAGGGUCGUCAGAUUUAAAAUAACAUCAAAACAGGGAGAGCACUUUUGACUGUUACAGAUUGUACCUUUUUUUUAAAAAAACAAAAACAAACUAGAGUCAUACCCUUCUAAGUGAAUGCUUCUUGGAAAUACGUAUCCUACAUUUUAUCAAAUGUAUGCAGUAUUAAAGCAUUACUCUAGUUUUCCUCCAAAGGGCAGUACGGUAUAUAUAUAUAUAUUUUGGAAAUGUGUGGAAAGGGCCCAGGAGAGGGGGCAUAACAGGGGACCUAAUUUAUGUGGUUGAAAAAAAAAAUAUGAACAUAAAUUGUGACUUGCCACAAGUGUGACUGUUAAACUUUGUCCAGAUGUAGCAGAGAUCCAAAGUCUUGAAACGCUGAGCCACAACUGCUUCCCACUAUGAGUUCCAGUUUUGUUUUUUUACAUCACCUGGUCGGUAACAUAGUGAGAAGAACUUGCGAAUUGUAAUCAUCUCUGUGAUCUGUUCCACCUUUACCUUAGUUUGAGCCUAUGCAAACAUCCAUCCCUCACUACCACACUGUGUUCUUAUUUGUCAUGCUCCCGUCAAAUGGUAACAGUGGCGUUCUAACCUAAUGGGUGCUUUCUUUCUUCAGAAUAUCUGGUUUUGGAGAGAAAUAUUCAACAUUGGGCAAAGUUGUUCAACAUGGGCAUCUAUCAAUAUGACGAGUCCUGUGUCCUGUGUACACUGAUGCCUUGAGUUGAAGACUGAUUAACGCUUCGUCCAUCCGCAAAUGUUAAGUAUUCGCUUAAUGAAUUACUAAUGAAUUUGACAUAUGUUUCCAGAGGCAGCUAUUGGAGAACACAUUUUUACAUGAUUUGUUUGGGGGGAAAAAACAAAAAACAAAACAAAACUUCCAGGUGCCAUGAAGGUAUUAUAGGGUAGCAGUGUUCAUUUUAGCACUAACAUCAAGACAUGUCCCAGGAGUAAAAAGUGAACCCGUGUCAACUUUUUGUUUUGUUGUCAGAAAAUGUAUUAACAUCAUUACUUUUUAUUAAUUUGUUUUUUAACAAGGACCUGUUUCUUUAUGAGCAGUCACUAAUUUCUUAUCCACAAUGACAUUGAUGUACCCGAUAUGUUGUUUAGGAAUAAACUACACACUGACCUAAA
Cynoglossus semilaevis (tongue sole) is the source of this 7820-nucleotide messenger RNA. It is a transcript of the gene frmpd1b, whose product is annotated as FERM and PDZ domain containing 1b. Bases 1122 to 6044 code for a protein of 1640 amino acids. Gene Ontology annotation, cellular component: cytoskeleton. The transcript has 16 exons. The record is from RefSeq and is a predicted model, not a curated record. Gene Ontology annotation, molecular function: protein binding. Lineage: Eukaryota; Metazoa; Chordata; Actinopteri; Pleuronectiformes; Cynoglossidae.